Molecule: messenger RNA, 534 nt
Organism: Cooperia oncophora
Lineage: Eukaryota; Metazoa; Nematoda; Chromadorea; Rhabditida; Trichostrongylidae
Source: the annotation of a GenBank genome assembly
AUGGCUGAGCUUCCAAACCUCGGACGACACUGUGGCGCAGAGCUUUGUAAUUUGUUAGAUUUCCUUCCGAUCCGAUGUGAUGCAUGUUCUGGAACAUUUUGCCUGUCGCACUACACCUACGAAGGACAUAACUGUAAAAAUGCUUACAAAAAGAAUGUGCAAGUACCCACCUGUCCUCUGUGUGAUAAACCUGUGCCUACCCCAAAAGGAGUUUCUCCAGAUGUACAAGUAAAUGAGCAUAUUCAAAACAAUUGUGCUCAAGGUGCAAAGAAGAAAAUCUUUGCGAACAGAUGCACCGUAAAAGGGUGUAAAAAGAAAGAGCUUGUCCCCAUCACUUGUCCCUCAUGCCACCAGAACUUCUGCCUUGGUCAUCGCCACGAGAUAGAUCACAACUGCACACAAGUCAAGGGCAGUCCUGCUCUCUCAAGAGCUGCAGCUGCUGCUAUGGCGAGAAACCAAGGAGGACAAAAUUGUGCUAGCCAAGCGAGGAGUUCGGUACGUUUUUGCAUUGAAUUCGUUUUUUGUUGGUGGUGA